Sipha flava (yellow sugarcane aphid) is the source of this 1147-nucleotide messenger RNA. Its product is annotated as E3 ubiquitin-protein ligase MARCH3-like. The record is from RefSeq and is a predicted model, not a curated record. Gene Ontology annotation, biological process: protein ubiquitination. The coding region runs from base 280 to 897 and encodes 205 amino acids. The transcript has 5 exons. Gene Ontology annotation, molecular function: zinc ion binding; ubiquitin-protein transferase activity. Lineage: Eukaryota; Metazoa; Arthropoda; Insecta; Hemiptera; Aphididae.
ACGGCAUUUGAUUAGUUAAGUUUCGACCGCAACGCGACACAAUCAUGAUCUUGAUCUGCGUCAUCCACAAGUGCUUUUCCUUCUACAUGUAAUUGAUAACGAGAUCGUAAAUCCAACGAUCGACGAUGAUAAUGAUAACGAUUUCCUUGUUCGUCUAAAGCCAACGGAACUGCACUGAAAAAAAUAACUAUCGCGUCGGAAUAAUAAUAAUACCGCAGUGGUGUUGCAUCAAUAAGCAAAAUCCGCAACGACCAUUCCGAGUCCGGUAAGUUUAGUCGAAUGCUCAAAGGCCUGUUUACGAUGAAUAAUAUGGAAGUGAUAAUAAACAUGCCACUCGAUAACGAAGACGCGCAGGACAACUCUGAGGUCGAACAAUUCUUUGCUUGUCGCAUUUGCUACGACGAUGAUAAAAACGAAACUACGAUUUCACCGUGCAAGUGUGUCGGGACACAUGGCUACGUUCACGUAACGUGUCUCGAACAUUGGCUGUCUAUAUCAAAAUCGAGCAGUUGUGAUAUAUGCCACUACAAGUUCAAGACUGUCGAACGUCCUUUGACUAUUAUCGAGUGGAUGCGGGAAAAGAGGCAUUGCCACGGUUUCUGUCAACAGUUCACAGUUAUGUUAUUCUUCGUGCUCAUAUGGUGUUUCGUGCUCGCUGCCUGCAUGUUGAAAACUUUGGAAUAUCUCUCGUACAGCGACGAUGAAAGUUCCAUUUGCAGCGGGUUCAUGAUGUCCAUCAUAACGUUCGGAAUGGGUGGCAUGCUGUGGUUUUGGCUCAUCAUUUUCUCGUCUUUGACUUACAGGUUGUGGAGACGUUUCAACAUGGUAGUUCGUCUGGACAAGGAAUUCAUGGAAUACAACGAGAGCAACGACACUGAUAGCGUAAUCGAAAUGUGAUGAAACCGGUUACAGACUUCCUUUUCCUAUGGCUAUUAUAAGAUUAAUAAACAUAAUAUUAAUUAAGAUUUAUGAUAAAAACUAAAAUUUAUUGGUAUUGUUUUAACGCGUAAAUUUAUAUCAUUAGAAAACGUAUACACGGUACAAUGCAACUCAUAUAACGGCUAUAAGAACUCUAUGACUUAUGUGCGUUACUUAAAUAUAUUUAUAGAAAUUCUCUGAAGCAGAAUAUAAUACCACUGGCCCACUA